Messenger RNA from Diutina rugosa, 2553 nucleotides. RefSeq names its product dolichyl-phosphate-mannose-protein mannosyltransferase (gene PMT1). Gene Ontology annotation, biological process: protein O-linked glycosylation via mannose. Gene Ontology annotation, molecular function: dolichyl-phosphate-mannose-protein mannosyltransferase activity. The coding region runs from base 1 to 2553 and encodes 850 amino acids. The transcript has a single exon. Gene Ontology annotation, cellular component: endoplasmic reticulum; membrane. The record is from RefSeq and is a predicted model, not a curated record. NCBI's taxonomy places the organism in Eukaryota, Fungi, Ascomycota, Pichiomycetes, Serinales, Debaryomycetaceae.
AUGGCCAAACCCAAGUCGAGCGGUCGCAAGACCAGGGCUUCCAAAGAGGACAACUGGAACGAAGACCAGUGUGUUGCUCCUGAGUUUGGCAAGGGCCCCUACCGGCCGUACAUUGUGCUGACGCCUGAGUUCGAGAUCCAGGCGAAGCGUACCCUCCACCGGUCGGAGUACCUGCUCAUCCUCGUGUUGAUGUUGGUCGCCUUCUACGUCAGAAUGUACGGAUUGACCAAGCCCGACUCGGUGGUGUUUGACGAAGUCCAUUUCGGUGGCUUCGCCCGCAAGUACAUUUUGGGCGAGUACUUCAUGGAUGUCCACCCGCCGUUGGCGAAGAUGUUGUUCGCUGGUGUCGGCGCCUUGGGCGGGUUCAAGGGUAACUUCAGCUUUGCCAAGAUCGGUGACGUCUACCCGAAGGACGUCCCCUACGUGUUGAUGCGUCAAUUCCCCGCCGUUCUCGGGAUUGCCGUGUGUUUGUUUUGCUACCUCACCUUGAGACAAUCCGGGGUGCGUCCUCUUAUCGCCUUUUUCACCACUUUCUUGCUCAUCAUUGACAAUGCUCAAGUGGCGAUCUCACGUUACAUCUUGUUGGACUCGCCGUUGAUUUUCUUCAUCGCCGCCGCCGCCUACGCGUUCAAGCGGUUUGAAAUCCAAAAGCCCUUCACUUCCAGAUGGGUGAGAUCGUUGUUUGCCACUGCCAUUGCGUUGGGGCUUGCUGUCCUGUCAAAGUGGGUGGGUCUUUUCACCAUUGCCUGGGUGGGCGUGUUGUGCGCCGUGCAAAUGUGGGUCAUCGUUGGUGACUUGCAAGUCAAACCUGCCACCGUUGUCAAGCACACCUUGUGGAGAGGUAUUGUUCUUUUGGGGGUGCCCUUGGCGAUGUACUACUUCUUCUUCGCCGCCCACUUCUCGGUGUUGGUGAAGCAUGGCGACGGUGCUCUGAACAUGGCUCCUACUUUCCGUGCCACUUUGAGAAACAACAAGCUCCCCACGGACAUCAUGCCCGAAGUCGGUUAUGGUUCGGUGAUCACUCUCAGACACGUUAAGACCGCCGGCGGCUACCUUCACUCCCACCAACACCCUUACCCUGGUGGUUCCAAGCAACAACAAAUCACCUUGUACCCCCACAUCGAUGAAAACAACAACUGGAGAAUUGAACCUUACAACGCCCUGCUGUGGGACAACUCCACGUUUGUGCCUUUGACCUCGGGUACCAAGAUCAGACUUAAGCACACCAAGACUGGUCGCAGAUUGCACUCGCACGACCACAAACCCCCCGUGCUGGAAAGAGACUGGCAAAAGGAAGUGUCGUGUUACGGUUUCGAAGGUUUCGGUGGUGACGCCAACGACGAUUGGAUCGUCGAAAUUGUUGAACACAAGUCCAAGACUCCCGAAGGUAAGGAACGCGUCAGAGCUACCGAAUCGGUCAUUCGUCUCAAGCACGCCAUGCUGGGCCACUACCUCUUCUCGUCGGCCGUUAAGCUUCCCGAGUGGGGUUUCGGUCAACAAGAAGUCCUGGCCGCCUCGCAAGGGUCUCGUCCUUUGCUCGACUGGAUCAUUGAAACCAACACUAACGAGUUCUCCAACCUGACCGAAGUCGUCAACUACAAGAAGAUGACCUUGUGGGAGAAGUUUGCUCACUCGCACGCCCGUAUGUGGAGCAUCAACCAAAACUUGAAGGACCACCACCCUUGGCAAUCUAAUGCUAUUGACUGGCCUACUUUGCCUCGUGGUAUCAACUACUGGGUCAAGGACAAGCGUCAAGUGUACUUGAUUGGUAACGCUCCCAUUUGGUACGCCGUUACUGCCACUAUUGCUGUGUUCGCCUUGUACGCCGCUAUCAACGGAUUAAGAUGGCAAUUUGGUGCCAAUGUGGCUGAAGACAAGCACGUGUUCACCUUCCUUUACCAGUCGUUCACUUAUGUGCUUGGAUGGGCGUUGCACUACUUCCCAUUCUUCAUUAUGGGUCGUCAAUUGUUCUUGCACCACUACCUCCCAGCCUACUACUUCGGGCUUUUGGCGUUGGGGCAAUUCUUCGAAUUCGUCUAUGGCUACUUUGGCGAGAACCGCCCCAACUUCCAACGGGCGUUCAUUGUGUUCUUGACUGCCUUCUCGAUUGUCUCCUCCAUUUUCUACUGGCAAUACCUGCCGUUCACCUACGGCCUUCCUCAGUUGAAGUCUCAGUGUGAAGCUAAGAAGUUCUUGAACUGGGACUUUGACUGUAACGCUAUGGCUCCGUCGUGGGAAGAGUUCGAGAAGUACGAACUGCAGAGACAAAACCCUAAGGCUGAAGAAAGCAAGGUGAAGCCUCCCAACCAAGGCGAAUUUGACCUGAACCAAGUGGUCCAGGCGAAGAAGGAAGCCGGCGACAAUGCCAAGGUUUCCCCCCAAAAGGCUGAAGCUAAGGACGCCGUCGUCGAAGAAGAACCCCAAUUGGUUCCUGAAUUUGAAGAACCGGGUACCGACAAAGCUGAUGACUCGCCUGCGGCUGAGGUUGAAGCUGAAAUCGUCGAGAUUGAAGAAGUGGAUGAUUCGAAGGCCAAGCCCGCCGAAUUGCCCUGA